GACUGUAGGUCGUUUGACGCGUUCAAGAGCUUUCGCUCACUUCAGGUUUGGUUUGUCAGGUUUCCUAAACUUCAAGUUUGUGAUAUCAUUAGCGUUUGUCUUUUGGGUUCGCUAUUGAACGUAGGUCUGUCACAUGCUUUUAUGGGGUUGUCGGUUAUUUCCUUGUCAUGUAAUUCCUUAUCUACGAUCUCCACACGUGGUACCGUUUGUACACAGCACAUAGUGCGCUUACUCUAUCAAGAAAGUGUGUCGUUUCGAGCUACAGACCAUCUGCUUUGUGUUCUUAUCUCGUUGAAGGGUAUGUUCAUAGGGCAAUGGCAACCGCGUAAUGAAGAUGGACAUCACAAUAGGUUGUCAAGCCUAUGAUGCAACGGUAGUGAGUCACAUUAGGCUCAGCAGCCUCCUAAAGUAUGAUGGGUUUGUUCAUUAGGCUGAGGUCGUAGUAACGUACGUUAAUUUCUAACCGCAACCUCGUUGAUACGCAAACUCUGUGGUAGUCCGUUAUAGAUGGGACGGCAUAUGCCUCUUCAGUAGGGCUCGCUUGUCCUUAUUGUCCAUCUGACUUCGAGCAAUGGCGAGACUCUAAUUUGGCGAAGACCUUUGAACGAGUCUUAAAUGACCUUGACAAUUAUUAGCCAAUCAGGAGACAGUAUAAAGCGAGAAUAUAUUGUAAGUAAUGAAUUACAGUGGAUAUUCUUCUUUUACAUGAUUUAAAAACUUGUUAAGGUUUGAUAAAGGUUCAGAGGCUCUGAAUUCAUUAUGCAUGUGGGUUGUAGCCUAGGGUUAGGGUCUCGCUGAUCAAUCGUGUAAUUUGUAUAAUGUUAAGGCUGGGGAGUCAGAGUCGUACAAUACUCAUAUUAAUCUUACUGUCUGGAUUUAACACACCCUAUUCUGAAAUUAACUGAUCAUAAACACCUGACAUACCAUUUUUACAGACUCUUGAGUGUCAGUUGUCUGAAUGGACUUUGGCUUAUGACGGCUUCUGUUUGGUGUCUAGUAGAUUACGCUAUUGGUCACUAGGUUGCCCCUUUCAUUUGCUGUAGAUCACAUAAGAUGGGUUUUCGUCUACAGAUAGUAUUGUUGGUGAUCUUGCUCACUAUUAACUUUUGCUGGUUUCAUUAUCACUAAAUGAGUAUUUUGCGUUCAAUGAAUCCACUUGGAUUAGUUCUUGUUAUGCCCUGGUACGGCCGAGAGUGGGGAGAGUCCGCUAUCCCUCUCAAAAUGCUCACAUGGCUACGCGUAUAUAGCCUCUGCCAAGGAAAUCCUACUCACUGCCUUCUCGUGGCGAGGGUGUUGUUUACGAAAAUGAGAGGACGAAAAGCGAAUGUCCGGCGCUUUAACCGGAUUCCAAACCAAUGGUGCACAUGGGCUCCAGUAUCCUGCGAGAACAAAUGGCGUAUGAACCAAUCGUUGGUCACCGGCUUCCAUGGGACUGUAUCUCCAUACGAUUCUCCACUGCCUUUUUGAUCAGACCUUCAGGUCGAGGGCUCCGGGUGUGGCCCCCUAAGAAAAUCACCUACUGCGGUUUGGACACCCGGGCAGUAUCAUAGCCCUCACAUAUAUCGAAUGAAAUUUGUGUUGCGCAUAUGUAUUUGGUGUCUUCUUGUACCAAUAUCUAUGUGUUGAAAUAAAAUAAAAAUAAAUAAGUUCUUAUUAUCUUUCAUAUCAUGCUAGCUUGAUAGAGGGCGACCAGCAGCUUUUAUCUAUUGUGUUAACAGCUGCAUACCAAUUGGUUAAAGGUGUUUUCUCCAAAAAUAGCUAUCAGCGUUUGUUAUUCUAGAAUCCUACUCCGUAGAUCGAUCACUGACUACUUAUUAUCUUGUAUUCAUAUGGUUAUUUAAAAUAUGCUUAUUAAGUUUUAGAACUACGCUUUUCAUUUUCUCAGACUCCUUGUUACGCUAUUUGACCUGGCGAACUGGAAUCUCACACAAGAUUAUUCCUUCACUUCUCUACCAAACAAAACCCGUUAGCCUAUUGAUACAGUUCUUUCAACAUGUUUUUGAGGCCAGAGAGUUUAGGUCUACUUUUCGUGAUACUCAAUAUCUCAUGGUCGGUAGAUCGUGCUAAUUUUAAAACAUGUGACCAGAGCUCGUUCUGUACUCGACAACGACAAAUAAAACCCGGGGGACUUGCGCACAGGUUAGAACCAAGUUCUGUCAAGAUAAGCCCACAUGGAAUAACUGCAGUUAUUUACACUGAAGAUCAAAACCAUCAUCUGUCGCUGGAUGUUACCUAUAAUCAACACUCCAUCUUCCGUGUACUCAUUGAUGAAUUGACAGAUGAGUAUAAAAGGUAUCGCGUGCCUACAGGAGACGUUUUGCCAGGCGUUGAAAAGGCCCCUAUCAAGUGUAAAUUUGCUGAGAAUAGUUUAGUGUUGGAUGGACAGUCUGGAUACAAGGCAGUCGUGUAUUAUAACCCUUUUCAUAUCGAUUUUUUCCUGAAUGACAUUGUUGUAGCAUCAGCAAAUAAGAGAAGUCUUUUAAAUUUUGAACAUCAGAGGAAAAAGCCGAUUAUCGAUAAAAAUAAGGUAUCUCAAAAUGACAACCAUACAUUACCAAGUGAAAAUCAUGAGGUUGAUAUUUCUACUGUAAAUAGUUCCGAAGAUUCUUCAGGAAAUACAGAUGUACCAAAAGACUCUACUACCGAUGAAGACAAAGAAGAUGAAAAACAAGAUCAUAUAGAUACAGAGCACACAGUUCCGGAAGAUCAGUCAUGGUCAGAAUAUUUCAAGGAACAUCUUGACACAAGACCUCACGGCUUAAACUCUAUCUCGAUGGAUUUCGACUUUCAGGGGUUCAGCCACGUCUAUGGGAUCCCAGAACAUGCUGAUGGAUUCGUUUUGAAAACUACAAGUGAUGGCGACCCCUACAGACUUUAUAAUCUUGAUGUAUUCGAAUAUGAGGUCCAUAAUAAAAUGGCCUUAUAUGGCUCUGUCCCUGUUAUGUGGGGACACAAUCAAAACAUUACUGUGGGUGUCUUGUGGCUGAAUCCGUCGGAGACAUGGAUCGACAUUGAUCAUUCGAACUCACAAAAUAGCGGAAUAUUUUCAGGUUUCUUUUCGAAGAAACCAGAGAAAUCUUCAGUACAAACGAGAUGGAUAUCUGAGUCCGGCUUAGUAGAUUUAUAUGUGUUUAUGGGUAGUACUCCAUCUGAAGCAAUGCGUUCUUAUGCUAGUGUGGUAGGUACUACCAAGUUACCACCCCUGUUUGCGAUUGGUUAUCAUCAGUGUAGAUGGAACUAUAAUGAUGAGGCUGAUUUACUUUCUGUGGACAAACAUUUUGAUGAAUAUGAAAUGCCUGUUGAUGUUUUGUGGUUAGACAUUGAACACACUGAUGGAAAACGUUAUUUUACUUGGGAUAGAACUAAAUUUCCAAAUCCAAAAGAAAUGGUUGAUAAACUGAAUGUUAAAGGUCGAAAGCUCGUUACGGUUGUUGAUCCUCACAUUAAGCGUGACUCGAAUUGGCCUUUAUUCAGUAAUUCCCAAAAUAAUGGGAUUUUCGUCAAAACUAGAGAUGGGACCGAAUUUGAUGGUUGGUGUUGGCCUGGAUCUAGUGCGUGGCCUGAUUUCACUGAUAAAUCUGUUCAGCAGUGGUGGUCAAAUCUAUUCCUUACUUAUGAACCUGUUUGCAAAGAUUCCAUGUUUACCUGGAAUGAUAUGGGUGAACCAUCAGUUUUUAAUGGUCCUGAAGUCACUAUGCAUAAAGAUGCUAAGCAUGCAGGUAAUUGGGAGCAUCGUGAUAUACAUAACUUAUAUGGGUUAUACGUACAUAAGUCAACUUGGGAUGGACUCAUGUUGAGGUCGAACGGCGUAGAACGUCCUUUUGUGUUGACCCGUGCGUUUUUUGUUGGUUCACAACAGACAGCAGCUGUUUGGACUGGAGACAAUACUGCUGAUUGGUCACACUUAAAGAUUUCAACUUCUAUGCUUCUCAGCAUAUCAGUCGUAGGGAUAACCCUAUGUGGAGCUGACGUGGGAGGUUUUUUUGGCAAUCCAGAUUCUGAGUUAUUGACAAGAUGGUAUCAGGCGGCUGCUUAUCAACCAUUCUUCAGAGCUCAUGCACACAUAGAUAGCAAACGCCGUGAACCUUGGCUAGUGGCUUCGGAAUAUAUUGAUCCCAUUCGAAAGGCAAUACAAGCUCGCUAUCAAUUACUUCCAUACUGGUAUACAUUGUUUGCUCGUUCGGAAGCAGACGGUCAACCAGUUAUGGCACCAAUGUGGUUUCAUUUUCCUAAAGAUGUGAAUACGUAUAGUUUGGAUGAUCAAUAUAUGAUUGGAGAAGCUGUGCUUGUGAGUCCUGUCACUGAUCAAGGUGCUGGCUAUGUGCAGUUAUAUUUUCCAAAGGGAACAUGGUAUCAUUAUCCAUCGCUUGAGGUAUUUGCAGGUGGACAGUCGACACAAUAUCCAGUAACGAUAAAUUCCAUACCUGUGUUUUAUCGAGGUGGGUGGAUUAUACCACGAAAAGAGCGUAUACGUCGUUCUUCAUGGCUUAUGCGUAGUGAUCCCUAUACAUUUGUUGUUUGUUUGGACCCUCAGAAGCCUGAUGCCGUUGGUUAUAUAUACAUAGAUGAUUUCCAUUCAACUUCUAAAUCAAAUGCCCAGUUUUUCAAAAUUAUUUACCAACGAGUUGUCGACCCAACGGGUGCAGGUGUGCAUGGUGGACGAUUGCGCUUACAACGUUUACCAUUACCAGGUGAAACUUCCAUAGUACUACCUAAAGAUGAUGUUUCUAUACCGAAAAUUGAACGCUUUGUUAUUGUUGGGUUCAGUAGUCCCUUGGAAAGAAUUACUGUGAUCGAUGCCCAUAAACCACGAAGAAAUAUAGGGUUUUCCAUUACUCCGUCCUCUGCUGGUUUUAAACACGUACCACGCAUUGUCGUUGUUCGUAAACCUGAUCUUUCAUUAAAUGAUGAAUGGGAAGUGCAUUUUGUCACAGGAAAAGAAUCCAGGGAUGAUUUGUAAAUGAUAGUUGAUAUCAAUCCUAUUUCUUCAACAUAGUACUCUCAUGUGUAUAUGAUUUGGCUCCAAGUUAUCUUGUUUUCUAAAACACUUGCUUAGUUUUAAUUUUUACAUCACUUUUCUCCAUCUCUUCAAAUGUGACGUGUACUCUUACCUGUCUGUUUGUUUUCUUUUCACUUGUCGUCUCGUUUUUUCCUGUUUUUAGCGCAUCUUUCUCAGUUCCCUUUUUCUAUUUUGUCAUUGUGUCUGUGUUUGAAUGUAAACAAAGAAUUUUCUCAUUGCUUUUAUGUAUGUUUUUAUUUUAAAAAGUGAAUUUGUUUAGUU
Messenger RNA from Schistosoma intercalatum, 5281 nucleotides. The record is from the annotation of a GenBank genome assembly. Lineage: Eukaryota; Metazoa; Platyhelminthes; Trematoda; Strigeidida; Schistosomatidae.